Messenger RNA from Aphis gossypii (cotton aphid), 3194 nucleotides. Its product is annotated as dynein axonemal heavy chain 3-like. Gene Ontology annotation, molecular function: dynein light intermediate chain binding; dynein intermediate chain binding; minus-end-directed microtubule motor activity. Gene Ontology annotation, biological process: microtubule-based movement. The transcript has 16 exons. Lineage: Eukaryota; Metazoa; Arthropoda; Insecta; Hemiptera; Aphididae. Gene Ontology annotation, cellular component: dynein complex. The record is from RefSeq and is a predicted model, not a curated record. The annotation marks the transcript as partial.
GUAACAUUACUAAACUUCAUGAUCACGAAACAAGGACUUCAGGAUCAAUUGCUAGGGAUUGUUGUUGCUAAAGAACGACCUCAGUUAGAAGAAAAGAAAAAUGAACUAAUUGUAGAAAGUGCUAAUAAUAAUAAACUACUUAAGGAAAUUGAAGACAAGAUAUUACACGUUCUCUCAUCCUCUGAGGGAAAUAUUUUGGAGGAUGAAUCAGCAAUAAAAGUUUUAUCUUCAUCAAAAUCACUAUCAGCUGAUAUUGAAUUGAAGCAAGAAAUUGCUAUUGUAACUGAAAAGGAAAUUGAUGUAGCUCGUGAUGUUUAUAUUCCUGUAUCUAAUCACUCUUCAGUUUUAUUUUUCUGUAUCACUGAUCUAAAUAACAUAGAUCCAAUGUACCAAUAUUCAUUAUCUUGGUUUAUAAACUUGUAUUAUCAGUCAAUCGUACAAAGUGAAAAAUCGAAUGACAUUAACGAACGAAUAAAUAUAUUGAAUGAUUAUUUCACUUAUAACAUUUACCGAAAUGUGUGUAGAUCUUUAUUUCAAAAAGAUAAAUUGAUUUUUUCAUUUAUUCUAACAAUUGGAAUUUUUCGGUCUAAGGGUCUGCUAGAUGAUGAAUUAUUUACAUUAUUCCUUACUGAAGAAACUGAGAUAAUUAAUGAACACCCCAAUCCAGCUUCUAAAUGGUUAAGUGAUAAAUCAUGGGCCAAAAUUGUUCAAGCAUCCCAAUUGCCAAGUUUAAAUCAAUUCUACAAAUCAAUUAUUAAUUCAAAUGAUGAGUGGAGAAUAUGGUAUGAUUCAAAUAAUCCACAAGACACGCCUAUUCCAGAGCCUUUUGGGAAUAUCGACGGCCUUGAAAAACUUGUAAUUAUAAAAUGUAUUCGUUUCGACAAAGUGAUUCCAGCUAUUCAACAAUAUAUUGUAAGUAGUAUGGGACAGAAAUAUGUCGAACCACCAUCGUUUGACUUAGCGGACUCAUAUAAAGACUCAACAUGUUGUAGUCCAUUGAUUUUUAUAUUAUCAACUGGGACAGAUCCAAUGUUGAGUUUGAUAAAAUUUUCAGAAGAGAAAAAUAUUAAUCCAACUGAUUUAUUAUCCAUAUCACUUGGUCAAGGACAAGGUCCAAUAGCUUCUAAUAUGAUAAAAUCAGGAAUAGAAACAGGUAAAUGGGUUGUGUUACAAAACUGUCAUUUAGCUGUUAGCUGGAUGAAAGAACUUGAUCGCAUUUGUGAUGAAGAUAUUAUACCCAGUCACACACAUCAAUCGUUCCGUCUCUGGCUUACAAGUUAUCCAUCUGAUGAUUUCCCUGUAUCUGUACUACAGAAUGGAAUUAAAAUGAUAAACGAAGCUCCAAAAGGUCUUAGUGCAAAUUUACUGCGUUCAUAUACAACUUACCCUAUUAAUGAUCCAGAUUUCUACCUCAAUUGUAAGAAUCAUUCGGGUUUGAAAACAUUACUAUUUUCACUAUGUUUUUUCCACGGAAUUAUUCAAGAACGUCGAAAGUUUGGAUCACUUGGUUGGAAUAUUCCCUAUGAAUUCAACGACUCGGAUUUUCAAAUCAGCGUGAUGCAGUUAACUAUGUUUUUAAACGAUUAUGAUGAAAUUCCAUACGAAGCAUUACUUCAUUUAUUUGGUGAAUGUAAUUAUGGUGGUCGAGUGACAGACGAUAAUGAUAGACGUUUAUUGAAAUCUCUAUUGUCAAUUUAUUUCAACUCAAAUGUUACUAAUAAUUAUCCAUAUACAUUUUCUGAGAGUGAACUGUUUUAUAUACCCCAAGACACUUCUCUUAAUGGGUGUUUAGAAUAUAUUAAAUCUUUACCCAUGAAUCCACAACCGGAUAUAUUUGGACUCCAUCAAAAUGCUGAUAUAACAAAAAAUAAUUAUGAAACUAAUUUGUUCCUAUAUGGUACCAUUUUGACUCAAUCUCAAAUUACUACGGGAGGUGGCGAUAAAGAUACGAACUCAAAAACAGCAGAGCUAGCUCAUAAUAUUGAAAAAAAUAUACCAGAUUUAUUUGACUUAAUUGAAGUAACAAAAAAAUAUCCAACAAAGUAUGAACAAUCGAUGAAUACUGUUCUACGACAGGAAUUGAUACGUUUCAACAAAUUAUUGUCAGUUAUAAAAAAGUCAUUAGCGGAAGUACAAAAAGCUAUUAAGGGUGUAGUUGUUAUGUCUUCUGAUUUAGAAGAAUUGCAUACAAGUCUUUUCAUUGGACGAGUGCCAGUUAACUGGAUUAAUUGUUCAUAUCCAUCUUUAAAACCAUUAGGCGGUUAUGUAGCAGAUUUAUUGCAAAGACUAAAAUUCUUACAAGACUGGCUGGAUAAUGGCAUGCCAGAAGUAUUUUGGAUUUCUGGUUUUUAUUUUACACAGUCUUUCGUAUCGGGUGUGCUACAAAAUUUUUCACGCAAAAAUAAAAUACCUAUAAAUAAACUUGGAUUUGAGUUUGAUGUAACUAUAUAUGAACCGAACAUUGAAUUGAUGGAAAAUCCCGAAUGGAGAGUCUACUAUCAGGACAAAAUGGAUAUUGAAGAAUUCAGCGUUUUUGUAAAGGGUUUAUUUUUAGAAGGCGCUAGAUGGGAUCGAGAAUUACAAAUAUUAAAUGAGUCCUAUCCAAAAAUUCUUUUCGACACUCUUCCAAUAAUUUGUUUCAGGCCGGGAAUUAAAUUGCAGUUUGAGAAAAAAUCAUAUUAUGAUGCUCCAAUCUACAGGACAAGUGCUCGUCGAGGUGUUCUUUCUACCACAGGCCAUUCUACUAAUUUCGUGAUGUUAAUGGACUUCUUAAUCGAUCGACCGAGAGAUCAUUGGAUCAAACGAGGCGUCGCUUGCUUGUGUCAAUUAGACAAUUAAAUGCCUACAAAAUAGUUUUAUUUGUAUUUUUUUUUUUUUUUUACUUUAAAAACAUCAAAUAAUAUUAUGUUAUUAUUAUAACGAAUAUCUUUAUUUAGGUAACGUAUUCUCACUAUUUAAAUAUUAAAAUAUUAAAAUUUUUUUUUCUCACUAUUUUCGUCCUAUACUAACGAGCCAGAAAAACUAUAAGAGUAUAAUCGUGGUGGUUAGCAGCUCUUUAUAUCCACAAAUGUAUACCUAUAUGUAUAUUUUUGUACAUGGUUGUCGUUAUUUUUUAAAAUGAAGAGUUGGUUUAGCUAUUUUGUAAAUAAUUUUCCUUACUAUUUUUUUUUUUUCAUGAAGACGUACCUACUCAG